Messenger RNA from Podarcis lilfordi (Lilford's wall lizard), 2260 nucleotides. Lineage: Eukaryota; Metazoa; Chordata; Lepidosauria; Squamata; Lacertidae. The record is from the annotation of a GenBank genome assembly.
AUGGACAGAGUCAAAACACUCAGGGGAGCGCGCGCAUGCGCAGUAAGAGGUUGCCGUCCUAAACCUUGCAUUCUUACUAUCAUGGGGCUCAGCGGACCUUAUAUUUCCGUGUAAACCUGAUUAGAUUCGGGUUGCAGGCGAACCCUCCUGGGCCCGGCCCCUGAUCUGGAGGAGCAGCUCCGCAAUGUGUUUCUACUUCACCUCUCCAAUAUCCUCUCACUCAUAAACCGAGAGGUGGGACCCUAAACAAGACCCCAAAGCCACCUCUCUCCCCUUCCCAGCGCCCCGCUCCCUCAUCCCAGCAACGAGCCGCGCCUGCCCAGUCCUCCCGCCGGUCCGCGCUUCCCAAGAAACACGACAGCUGUUCCGUUCGCAACGUCCCGGCAGCUUCUUUCGCGUGUGUUUUUUGCAGGCUGGGCUUGACGUCAGCGGGCCUUUCUCGAGUUGCCGUCGCGGCGGGUUGGGAGUUGGUGAGGCAGAGAGCGAGCGAGAGAGAGCGGACGACGCUGUUGCCUCACCAGAAGCUGCUUCCCGCGCUGCGCUCUCUCCCCCCUCCCGCCGCCCCGCGCUGCUGCUCGGUCCGGAAGGCGCCGCUGGUGGCACGCCGCUGCGCCAGAACCCGCGGAGUGGUGCAUUUAGCUGACGGCAGAGGAGCGGGAGGAGUCCUCCUCCUGCUCCUCCUCAGACGGAGCCGAGGCGCCGGCAAGAGGGGAGAGCGGGGCGCGGGAUGUCCAGGAGUGAGGCGCUCCCUCCUGAGGAGAAGAUUCUCCUCAAGAGAAGAUUCGAGCCCUCUAAGUGGGAAGUGGGGGGAUAAAGGGGUCUCCUUCCUCCACCACUCCUUCAGCGCUGAAUGAAACGGGACUUGUCUUGUGGGGAGCAAACGAAGGAACCCGCUUCUCUCAGAAAGGAAGAAGCAGCUUCUCCAAGAAAGGCGUCCCGCGGCUGGGGGGAAAACACCCUGUGAAGAGCAAAAAGGCGGGAGAAGCGGACGAGCGCCCGAGAAGCCCCUUUCGUGAGAGGGAAUCGCCUGAGGCGCAUAGAGAGAAGGGGGGAGGCCCGCGCGCGCGCGCAAUCGGGGUUGUGCCACGGAGUGGCCUCUUGGCCAACUGAGGAGAAAGCAGCCCGGCCGCUCGGGCGCGGGAAGGGGGAGACGAGCGCGCACGUGGCCACGGAGGAAGGCGAGUGGGUUGGGCGAGCCCGCCCGCCUUCCGCGGCUGCUGCGCGCGCGGCGUCCGGAGGCACUCGCGGAGCGGCGGGCGCCGCCGUCCCUUCCCGCUCUGCGCGCGGCUCGCUGAGGUAAAGCGCCUCAGCCAUGGCCCUCAAGGACGGCGGCGGAGGAGUGAGCGGCGGCGGCGGCGGCGCCACCAUCCUGCCCAUCAGCGACAUGGUGUCGUCGUGCUCCUCUCCGUCGGCGCCGGGGUCGGUGGGCGCCUUCCCUGAGGUGGUGGAGCUGAACGUGGGCGGGCAGGUGUACGUGACCAAGCACGCGACGCUGCUGAGCGUGCCGGACAGCACCUUGGCGCGCAUGUUCUCGCCGCGGCGGAGCGCCCCGCGGGAGCUGCCCCGGGACAGCCGCGCGCGCUUCUUCAUCGACCGCGACGGCUUCCUCUUCAGGUACGUGCUGGAUUACCUGCGCGACAAGCAGCUGGCGCUGCCCGAGCACUUCCCGGAGAAGGAGCGGCUGCUCCGCGAAGCCGAGUACUUCCAGCUGGCCGAGCUGGUCAAGCUGCUGUCGCCCAAGGUGGCCAAGCAGAGCUCGCUCAACGACGAGGGCUGCCAGAGCGACCUGGAGGACGCCAACUCGCCCGGCAGCGGCGAGCUCCUGGUGGCGCAGCAGCAGCAGCAGCAGCAGCAGCAGCGCAGCGCCGGGGAGAAGCGCGCCGGCUUCAUCACCGUCGGCUACCGCGGCUCGUACACCACGGUGCGCGAGAACCAGGCCGACGCCAAGUUCCGCCGCGUGGCGCGCAUCAUGGUGUGCGGCCGCAUCGCCCUGGCCAAGGAGAUCUUCGGCGAGACGCUCAACGAGAGCCGAGACCCGGACCGCCCGCCCGAGAAGUACACGUCGCGCUUCUACCUGAAGUUCACCUACCUGGAGCAGGCCUUCGACCGCCUCUCCGAAGCCGGCUUCCACAUGGUGGCUUGCAACUCCACCGGCACCGCCGCCUUCAUCAACCAGUACCGAGAGGACAAGAUCUGGAGCAGCUACACCGAGUACAUCUUCUACAGUAAGUCCCCCAGGCUCUUCCUUCCCCGGUGGUGA